GCCCAGUUUCUGAUUCUGUGCCAACUUACCAGGUCCUGCUUCCUCAGACUUACACAAAUUAAUUCGUAGCACAAGGAAUUCCCUCCUCAUUUCAGUUUUUUCCCUAUAUAAAGAUGGAUGAAGAACCCAUAAUUUAUAGUAUUACUACUCUAAACCAGGAUUUUCAGCAGAGGCACACACCAAAAAAUAUUAAGGAUAAAUUGGAUCCAAAUGAAUUGCCAUUAACCAAGAAGAAUCUGAAACACCAGAAACCUUGUAAAAGACAGCACAAAAAUAUAGCAGAAGAUGUCAAUGAUGAAGGAGAUGUCUUGCCUCUUCCAUGGAGGCUCAUUUCUAGCAUGCUGGGUGUCUUGUGCCUUCUCCUAAUGGCCAUUGUGGUAGCUGUUGUUGCUGCAAACUCUUCUUCCAAAAAACCACCUCUCAAAAUCCAGCAGAAAGUCAUAGAGAACCUGUGUCUUGGACCUCAGUGUCAUUCUUGUCCAGAGAAUUGGGUUUGGUUCAGAUGCAGAUGUUACUACUUUUCCAAGGAACAGUUAACUUGGAGAGAGAGUCAAAGUGCCUGUUCAUCUCUAAAUUCCAGUCUCAUCAAGAUAAACAAGGAGGAGAUGCAUUUCUUCUCCUUAAAAUCUUUCUUUUGGAUUGGAGUCUACUAUAAUGAAACUGGCAGGCACUGGCUGUGGGAAAAUGAUUCACUUCUGCCUUCUGAUAUGUUUUCUCUUCCUACACCUAUAUUAAGACAAAACUGUCUGUCUUACAAAUCAGGAGAAGUUUAUCUAAGUGAAAGCUGUGGAAUUAAACAGACUUACAUUUGUAAGAAUCACCUUAUUUUUUGAUACAUAUAUGUGGAAUCUAGAAAAAUGAUCCAGAUGAACCUACUUGCAAAACCUGUAAUCAAACCUAGAGACACAGAUGUAGAGAACAAAUCUGUGGACCCCAAGAUGGGUGGAAAGGGGGAGUGGGAUGGAUCGGGAGAUUGGGAUUGACCUCUAUACACUGCCAUAUACAAAACAGAUAAAUAGUGAGAACCUACUAUCUAGCACAGGGAACUCUACUCAGUGCUCUAUGGUGACCUGUAGUUCUAAAGCAAUUAUACUCCAAUAAGAAAUAAAAAAAUAGAAUCACCUUAGUUAUUCUGUAAAUUCACAGAAAAGGUGAGCAUUGCUCUUAUCUAAUUCUACACCUUGAUAGAAUCGUCAAUGAUCACUUUCUUGGUCUAUAGAGAAAAUAUGUAAAUAGACACCUCUAGUAAAAAUGGGAUAUUCUCAAAAUAUACUGCAAUACUAUUUUAUAAAUGUACUAUAAUUUUGUUGAGUGGAUAUACUUUGAUUUAGAUGACUUUCAUGAAAUAACACCAUGAUAAUACUUAGAAUAUAUAUGCCAAUGCACUUUAGGAGACAUUGCCUUAAGUAUUUUCUGAAUUAUGCCAUGAGAUAAAGUUAAUGAGACAAGGUUAGAUUGUGUUGGACAUUAAACAGUUGUUUUAUGUAAACUUACACUAUUGUCACUGAUAUAUGUAUUGCUUUUUUUGUCUAUAAAAUUGUCAAAAUAUAUUGUUAAGUGAUAGAACACAGAACCGGAUGUAGAGAUUAGUAUAACUGCCCAAGAAAUAGAAUUGUUCCAUAAUUUUUUCGAAAUUAGUUUUCAGCUUGAUUACUGCCCCAAAGUCCAAUUUAUUUUGUAAUAUGGUGACUCUGAGAUAGCUAAUUAGACCCACAGGUGUGGUUUAAAAGGACUUUGCUUUAAAGUCUCAAUCGUGAAAUGUUCAUUCCUUUAAGUUGUUCUGUUGCAUAGUAUUUUUAAAAAAUCAAAAAUAAAUGAUUAGUAUUUAUUUCCUUUUAAUUGUAUCAAAGCCUUUAGAAUUAUUAAAACAAUAGUGAUGACAAGCUGUGGUUUAUCUUCUCUUAGUCUUAAAACCUUCUAUACCUUUUACACAUACAGACACAAUAAGCUCCUUUUAUGUUUAUUUAAUAAGAUUUGGUCUAAAAUUAUAUGCAAAGAGCAAAAGCUAUGCUUUACCAAAGUUCUUAUUUCACUAGAGCAGAAGCAACAUUAUAAUGACAGAAUUAGAUACAAUUGUCCCCUGAUAUUUACAGGAGAUUGCUUCCAGGACCCUUGGUGGGUGCCAGACUGUGUAGAUGUGUCCAGGUCCUUAUAUAAAAUAUUUGCAUAUAUUUUACAAUAUUUGUAUAGCUGCUAAGCCACUUCAGU
Capra hircus (goat) is the source of this 2208-nucleotide messenger RNA. Its product is annotated as natural killer cells antigen CD94-like. Bases 114 to 833 code for a protein of 239 amino acids. Lineage: Eukaryota; Metazoa; Chordata; Mammalia; Artiodactyla; Bovidae. The transcript has 7 exons. The record is from RefSeq and is a predicted model, not a curated record. Gene Ontology annotation, biological process: stimulatory C-type lectin receptor signaling pathway; positive regulation of natural killer cell mediated cytotoxicity.